This is a messenger RNA of Closterium sp. Naga37s-1, 2545 nucleotides long. The record is from the annotation of a GenBank genome assembly. NCBI's taxonomy places the organism in Eukaryota, Viridiplantae, Streptophyta, Zygnematophyceae, Desmidiales, Closteriaceae.
AUGCCACCGUUUCUAUCCCGUGAUCCCUUGGCUGGCCGUACGUUACACGUGUUACCCGUGCUGCCUGCGCUGUCUGUCGCGCUGCCUGCAAUUUCGCAUAGUUUUUGCCCGCGAUGCCCGAAAUGCGUGGCAGCGGCGGUGCUGCAGGAGUGCGCGGCGGCGUGGAAGACGUCCUUCAGCAGCUGGACGGCUGGCGGGGUGUGCGUGCUCCCUGAUAAGAUCGAGUGCGAUGCAGAGGGGCAGAUCACCAGCCUGAACUUCGCAGGCUUGCAUCUGAACGGCACCAUCCCCACCAGCAUCGCCACCCUCACCGCGCUCACUAACUUGUGCGUGCCACAGUGCCACCCCUCUCUCCUGCAUGGGGUGUUGCAGUGCAUGGGGUGUUGCAGUGCAUGGGGUGUUGCAGUGCAUGGGGUGUUGCAGUGCAUGGGGUGUUGCAGUGCAUGGGGUGUUGCAGUGCAUGGGGUGUUGCAGUGCAUGGGGUGUUGCAGUGCAUGGGGUGUUGCAGUGCAUGGGGUGCUGCAGUGCAUGGGGUGUUGCAGUGCAUGGGGUGCUGCAGUGCAUGGGGUGUUGCAGUGCAUGGGGUGUUGCAGUGCAUGGGGUGUUGCAGUGCAUGGGGUGUUGCAGUGCACGGGGUGUUGCAGUGCAUGGGGUGUUGCAGUGCAUGGGGUGUUGCAGCGCAUGGGGUGUUGCAGUGCAUGGGGUGUUGCAGUGCAUGGGGUGUUGCAGUGCAUGGGGUAUUGCAGUGCAUGGGGUGUUGCUGUGCAUGGGGUGUUGCAGUGCAUGGGGUGUUGCAGUGCAUGGGGUGUUGCAGUGUAUGGGGUGUUGCAGUGCAUGGGGUGUUGCAGCGCAUGGGGUGUUGCAGUGCAUGGGGUGUUGCAGUGCAUGGGGUGCUGCAGUGCAUGGGGUAUUGCAGUGCAUGGGGUGUUGCAGUGCAUGGGGUGUUGCAGUGCAUGGGGUGUUGCAGUGCAUGGGGUGUUGCAAACACUAGCCGAUACCAACGUUUCAGGAACCAUCCCCUCCACCAUCUCCGGCCUCUCCUCCCUCACCUCCUUGUCAGCGCCCUCCCUCCCUCCCUCCCUCCCUCCCUCCCUCCCUCCCUCCCUCCCUCCCUCCCUCCCUCCCUCCCUCCCUCCCUCCCUCCCUCCCUCUCUCCCGUCCCUAACGAGACUGUUCCGCCCAUCCACUUCCCUCCAUGCCUACCAUCCCUCGUGUCUACCUUCCCUCGUGUCUACCUUCCCUCGUGUCUACCUUCCCUCGUGUCUACCUUCCCUCGUGUCUACCUUCCCUCGUGUCUACCAUCCCUCGUGUCUACCUUCCCUCGUGUCUACCUUCCCUCGUGUCUACCUUCCCUCGUGUCUACCUUCCCUCGUGUCUACCAUCCCUCCUGUCUACCUUCCCUCGUGUCUACCUUCCCUCGUGUCUACCUUCCCUCGUGUCUACCUUCCCUCGUGUCUACCUUCCCUCCUGUCUACCUUCCCUCCUGUCUACCUUCCCUCGUGUCUACCUUCCCUCGUGUCUACCUUCCCUCGUGUCUACCUUCCCUCCUGUCUACCUUCCCUCGUGUCUACCUUCCCUCGGUGCCAUGCCAUCAUGACUCAUCCUCACCCCACCUACUGGUCCCAUCUCCUUGUCUCCGUGUGUCGCGCAACCCACGGCCACCCUGUCCCAUCGCCCCGGCUGCCCUGUCCCAGGGACGUGGCCAACACCAACGUGUCGGGCUCGCUGCCCGCCUCCCUUGGUGCUCUCCCCAACCUCACUCUAAUAUCCUCUCCUGUAGGGGUGACAUGCAGCACAGCUGGCAGCAGCUGUGAGAUUCAGCAGAACACCACCUCCUUCUUCUGCAAGAUUCUCUGCCUUGACUUCUGUGCCUCGUGCAUCCCACUCAACGGUGAGCACAUCGCUUCUCUUGUGCCCCACGCAUUGCUGCUCAGCAUCGCUUCUCUUGCGCCCCACGCAUUGCUGCUCGCACAGCCCACUGCUGUCGCUCACCAACAUCUCGCCAUCAAGUUCUCUACUCGAUCUCCCUCCUCCUCUCACCCCGCUCUCCCUUCCCUCGUCUCGUCCCCCUCAGCAUCCCGUGUGUUCAGCCGAUCCCGCUGUCCACAGCUCCCCACGUCCCUCCUGGCACAGGCAACGGGUGGGUGGAGUGACGCUACCAGGGUGGAGAAGCAGGGGUGGGGCAGCAGCAGCAGCGGUGGGGGGCAGAGGUACAAGGCAGUGAGUCCUGUGGAUGCACGCCAGGUGUGGUUCGUUGUGAGGCGCGGCAACGAGGAGCUUUCAGCAAGCUUCCAGAUAGAGGUGGCCAUGCUGUGGGCCAUCCGCCAUACCAACCUGCAGCGACUGCUGGGGUAUUGCUGGGAGAAGCGUGGCACUUCAUUUGACCAUCACUCGCCUGCUGCUGCUGCUGCUGCUGCCGAUACUGCAAAGAGUGCGAGUGAUGAUGCUGCUGCUGCUGCCAGUCAUGCAGAGGAGCAAGCAGAGGAGCAGGUGCUGGUGUUUGAGUGGGUGCCAGGAGGCAAUCUGCACACCCGCCUCCAUGCAG